AGACGGAGAACAGGUUAUGUGGGAGCCGGCGGGGGCAUUUGCCGGCGACACCCGAGCGGGGGCCGGAAGUGGGGCCACAGCUCGCAGCAGGAGCUCCGGGCUAGACCGUGGCGACGGCAGCGGUCCCUGGGCUGGAGGAGGAUGAUGAGGAGCGACGGAAGCGACGCGGGGGUACGCUGCUGCGCGGCGCCCGGUUUCGUGCCCGCGGCCGACUGCGCAGUCUGUCCGCGAGUCUGACUGUGCAGCUGGCAUGGUUUCUUAACUUCCCAAUGCUUAACAGAAGAGGAGAGAGAUUGAUGAUACUUACAGAGAGCUACAAUGGAAAAGUCCUGGAUGCUGUGGAACUUUGUUGAAAGAUGGCUAAUAGCCUUGGCUUCAUGGUCUUGGGCUCUCUGCCGUAUUUCUCUUUUACCUUUAAUAGUGACUUUUCAUCUGUAUGGAGGCAUUAUCUUACUUUUGUUAAUAUUCAUAUCAAUAGCAGGUAUUCUGUAUAAAUUCCAGGAUGUAUUGCUUUAUUUUCCAGAACAGCCAUCCUCUUCACGUCUUUAUGUUCCCAUGCCCACUGGCAUUCCACAUGAAAACAUUUUCAUCAGAACCAAAGAUGGAAUACGUCUGAAUCUUAUUUUGAUACGGUACACUGGAGACAAUUCACCCUAUUCCCCAACUAUAAUUUAUUUUCAUGGGAAUGCAGGCAACAUAGGUCACAGGUUGCCAAAUGCAUUACUUAUGUUGGUUAACCUCAAAGUUAACCUUUUGCUGGUUGAUUAUCGAGGAUAUGGAAAAAGUGAAGGAGAAGCAAGUGAAGAAGGACUCUACUUAGAUUCUGAAGCUGUGUUAGACUACGUGAUGACUAGACCUGACCUUGAUAAAACAAAAAUUUUUCUUUUUGGCCGUUCCUUGGGUGGAGCAGUGGCUAUUCAUUUGGCUUCUGAAAAUUCACAUAGGAUUUCAGCCAUUAUGGUGGAGAACACAUUUUUAAGCAUACCACAUAUGGCCAGCACUUUAUUUUCAUUCUUUCCGAUGCGUUACCUUCCUUUAUGGUGCUACAAAAAUAAAUUUUUGUCCUACAGAAAAAUCUCUCAGUGCAGAAUGCCUUCUCUUUUCAUCUCUGGACUCUCAGAUCAAUUAAUUCCACCAGUAAUGAUGAAACAACUUUAUGAACUCUCCCCAUCUCGGACUAAGAGAUUAGCCAUUUUUCCAGAUGGGACUCACAAUGACACAUGGCAGUGCCAAGGCUAUUUCACUGCACUUGAACAGUUCAUCAAAGAAGUCGUAAAGAGCCAUUCUCCUGAAGAAAUGGCAAAAACUUCAUCUAAUGUAACAAUUAUAUAAUGUUUCCCUUUUUGAUUAUUGCAUUGUAUUUUAAUUUGUGCAGAAUGAUAAAGAAUGUUCCUUUUAGAAGUGUGUUAUGUCUGUACCUGUCUGAAGAGUGACAUUAAACUUUGAAAGGACUUCACUGCUCCUUUAUGAUAUUCCAAAUAGCUUUUUACAUUGGAAAAACUGUAAUUCUUGGGAUUCUUUCAUACAUUUUCAUCAAAACUUUCAGUGUGAUUAUGUAUUCAUAUCUUCAGUUUAUGUCAGUAUAAUAGAUAUUGUUCAAAAGUUUCUUGUUGCUAAAGUGGUGUAAUCUGUUACACAGAUGAAUAGCUAGAUGUGGAAAGAGAUAUGUAAACAAGAAACCUUUGGGUAUUGUUUCUUAAGUAAAUAUUGGGACAAUCAUGGUAAGCAAACUUAGUUCUGUAACUGCAUUUUUCACCUUAAAAGUUAAAUGAAAUGCAUGAUGGUAUUUUAUUCCUUGAAUUAUGCAAUGCAGCAUUUUACAUGUAAAUAGCACUGGUCAUAUACUGAUGUAUAUGGUUAUCUGGGUUAUAUCUAUUUUUAUGUAAACUCUAUUUUGUUUUUGGCAAGAAGUGAAAUUGAGACUUAUGUGCAGGUUGCCAUUGAAUUUUGCUCUGGUGAAUGCUGAGAUCCAGCUUUUUCUUACAAAUAAAUGGGACCCUGUUUUCCAAUACAAAUGUACCGUGUUUUUGUUAGGUACAGUCUGGAUCAUGGCAUGUAGAAAUAGAAAUUUAGAAUUUUACUGCAGCUUUGAUGUGCAUAUUUGAACUUUUUAACAUUUGUAACUUUGGUGGCAAAGAGAAUUUUAGUUUCUAUCGAUUUUGUAAGUCUUCAGCUGAACCACUAAUAGCAGUCAUAGUGAAGAUUAGCACUACUUAGAAUUAAAUUAGGAAGUCUUUUAUCAUUGCAGGAUUGUACAUACUACUUUAUAAAAAUUCUCACCUUUGAUUUUAAAUCCCAGUACCUAGUUAUAUCUAACCUAUCAAAGGCAAGAUAUCAUUUAUUGGACUUCUUGAAAAUAAAAGUUAACAAAAUCCAACAACAACAACAACAAAACAAUGUUCUUGGUUUUAAUGUUCCAGUUGCUGUGAAAUAGAACUCCUACAAUCAAAAGACAGUUUUAGGAAGUCUUAUUUAUUGAUUUUAAAAGUUUUACAUGUAGGAGUGUGGGAAUGAAGGAAUUCUGGAGCUUUUUGACACAAAACCUAUUACCACAUUUAGCAGUUAAAUGGCUAUAGGUGGGAAGUAGGAUUUAGAUGUAUAGAAAAGUAAGAAAAUCUUACUUAGAAAAAAGCCCUUGAGACUUGCAGGAUUUACUUAAUAAAAAUACACGCUAUGAGUCAUAAUUGUGCCAAGUUGUUUCAUGCAGUCCUCAAAAAUUAGAUGUAAUUGAGCUUUGUGUAAUAUUAUGUCAGCUUUAACAUAUAAUAUUUUGAAUAUUUUAGCUAUAUUUAGUGGCUUUCUGCAAGCAACUAGAACAGAGAAGUAAUGGGUCAAUAAUCUUGACCUCAAUUUAAAACUUUCAAUGGAGAUAGGGCUAGAAAUACUUUUGCCAAAUAGCAUUCUUACUCACUUUAUGCCGGUAUUUAGAAAAAAUAAAUUAUAGCAAGUAUGAUUUCUAAGAAUAAUGUUUUUCUAUAAAUUACUAAUUGUAAAAAGUCUUGCUUUUUAAAACAAGUUGGUAAUGCAUAUCAUGGAAGGCAUAUUUUGUAUGUAUAAAUUCACCACAAUUAAAGAUUAUUCUUGUCAGUCCUUGCUAUGUAGAAUGACUAUUCUAAAUAUUAAUGUAUUAAAAAAAAUACAACAAAAUGUAUAUUUAGACACGA
Messenger RNA from Gorilla gorilla gorilla (western lowland gorilla), 3164 nucleotides. It is a transcript of the gene ABHD13, whose product is annotated as abhydrolase domain containing 13. Bases 319 to 1332 code for a protein of 337 amino acids. Lineage: Eukaryota; Metazoa; Chordata; Mammalia; Primates; Hominidae. Gene Ontology annotation, cellular component: membrane. The transcript has 3 exons. Gene Ontology annotation, molecular function: palmitoyl-(protein) hydrolase activity. The record is from RefSeq and is a predicted model, not a curated record.